CGGAGUCAGCUGAGCUGCCGGGGCGAGGUGGAUCGCCAGCGAUCGAUUAAAGCAAGCCUGUGAUCCUUUAGAGGCACGAGCAGGGUGCAAAACUGCAUCAGAUUCAAAGGGGAGGGCUCCCCGAUCUUCUCGCCCUAUAGGCGAGGGUGAGAUCCUCUGGAUUUUAAAGGGAGGAGGCGGCGCCAGGUUCCCAGGAUCUGUCAGAAGCUGGGGAGGCGCAGCUUUCCAUCCGGGGCGACGGGGAUCCCUGCGGGGAGCCUUGUGGCGAUCCCCGGACCCCGGACGAAAGGCCCAGAGGCCGGGCACCAUGGCUACCAUCCUGGAUGAGUACGAGGACUCGUUGUCCCGCUCGGCCGUCUUGCAGCCCGGCUGCCCCAGCGUGGGCAUUCCCCACUCGGGGUAUGUGAAUGCCCAGCUGGAGAAGGAGGUGCCCAUCUUCACGAAGCAGCGCAUCGACUUCACCCCUUCCGAGCGGAUCACCAGCCUCGUUGUCUCCUGCAACCAGCUGUGCAUGAGUCUGGGCAAGGACACGCUGCUCCGCAUUGACUUGGGCAAGGCAAAUGAGCCCAACCACGUGGAGCUGGGGCGCAAGGAUGAUGCCAGAGUUCACAAGAUGUUCCUGGACCACACUGGCUCUCACCUUUUGAUUGCUCUGAGCAGCACGGAGGUCCUGUACGUGAACCGUAAUGGGCAGAAGGUGCGGCCGCUAGCACGCUGGAAGGGGCAGCUGGUGGAGAGUGUGGGUUGGAACAAGGCCCUGGGCACGGAGAGCAGCACCGGCCCCAUCCUGGUCGGUACCGCCCAAGGCCAGAUCUUCGAGGCAGAGCUGUCGGCCAGCGAGGGUGGGCUGUUCGGCCCUGCCCCGGAUCUCUACUUCCGGCCCCUGUACACACUAAAUGAAGAAGGGGGUCCAGCGCCUGUGUGCUCCCUCGAGGCCGAGCGUGGCCCUGAUGGCCGCGGCUUCGUCAUUGCCACCACUCGCCAGCGCCUCUUCCAGUUCAUCGGCCGGGCAGUGGAAGGGGCUGAAACCCAGGGCUUCUCGGGGCUCUUCGCUGCCUACACAGACCACCCUCCCCCGUUCCGGGAGUUUCCCAGCAACCUGGGCUACAGCGAGUUGGCCUUCUACACCCCCAAGCUGCGCUCCGCACCCCGGGCCUUCGCUUGGAUGAUGGGCGACGGCGUGCUCUACGGCGCGCUGGACUGCGGGCGCCCUGACUCCCUGCUGAGCGAGGAGCGGGUCUGGGAGUACCCGGAGGGAGUCGGUCCCGGCGCCAGCCCGCCCCUCGCCAUCGUCCUGACCCAGUUCCACUUCCUGCUGCUGCUGGCGGACCGCGUGGAAGCGGUGUGCACGCUCACAGGCCAGGUGGUGCUGCGGGACCACUUCCUGGAGAAGUUCGGGCCGCUGAGGCACAUGGUGAAAGACGCCGCCACGGGCCAGCUGUGGGCCUACACCGAGCGCGCCGUCUUCCGCUACCACGUGCAGCGGGAGGCGCGGGACGUCUGGCGCACCUACCUGGACAUGAACCGCUUCGACCUGGCCAAAGAGUACUGCCGCGAGCGGCCCGACUGCCUGGACACCGUGCUGGCCCGCGAGGCCGAGUUCUGUUUCCGCCAGCGGCGCUACCUGGAGAGCGCGCGCUGCUACGCGCUGACGCAGAGCUACUUUGAGGAGAUUGCUCUCAAGUUCUUGGAGGCCCGGCAGGAGGAGGCUCUGGCUGAGUUCCUGCAGCGGAAGCUGGCCGGUUUGAAGCCCUCGGAGCGCACCCAGGCCACGCUGCUGACCACCUGGCUGACGGAGCUCUACCUGAGCCGGCUCGGGGCUCUGCAGGGCGACCCAGACGCCCUGGGCCUCUACCGGGAAACCCGUGAGCGCUUCCGGGCCUUCCUCAGCAGCCCCCGCCACAAGGAGUGGCUGUUCGCCAGCCGGGCCUCCAUUCACGAGCUGCUCGCCAGCCACGGGGACACGGAGCACAUGGUGCACUUUGCGGUGAUCAUGCAGGACUAUGAGCGCGUCGUGGCCUACCACUGCCAGCACGAGGCCUACGAGGAGGCCCUGGCCGUGCUGGCCCGCCACCGAGACCCGCAGCUCUUCUACAAGUUCUCACCUGUUCUCAUCCGGCACAUCCCCCGCCAGCUGGUAGAUGCCUGGAUUGAGAUGGGCAGCCGGCUGGAUGCCCGGCAGCUCAUCCCUGCCCUGGUGAACUAUAGCCAGGGGGGCGAGACCCAGCAGGUGAGCCAGGCCAUCCGCUACAUGGAGUUCUGUGUGAAUGUGCUGGGGGAGACUGAGCAGGCCAUUCACAACUACCUGCUGUCGCUGUACGCCCGCGGCCAGCCAGCCUCACUGCUGGCCUACCUGGAGCAGGCUGGGGCCAGCCCACACAGAGUGCAUUACGACCUCAAGUACGCGCUGCGCCUGUGCGCCGAGCACGGGCACCACCGUGCUUGCGUCCACGUCUACAAGGUCCUGGAGCUGUAUGAGGAGGCUGUGGACCUGGCCCUGCAGGUGGACGUGGACCUGGCCAAGCAGUGCGCAGACUUGCCUGAGGACGACGAGGAACUGCGCAAGAAGCUGUGGCUGAAGAUCGCGCGGCACGUCGUGCAGGAGGAGGAGGACGUCCAGACGGCCAUGGCCUGCCUGGCCAGCUGCCCCUUGCUCAAGAUCGAGGACGUGCUGCCCUUCUUCCCGGAUUUUGUCACCAUUGACCACUUCAAGGAAGCGAUCUGCAGCUCACUGAAGGCCUACAACCACCACAUCCAGGAGCUGCAGCGGGAGAUGGAAGAGGCCACAGCCAGCGCCCAGCGCAUCCGGCGAGACCUGCAGGAGCUGCGGGGCCGCUACGGCACCGUAGAGCCCCAGGAUAAAUGCGCCACCUGUGACUUCCCCCUACUAAACCGCCCUUUCUACCUGUUCCUCUGUGGCCACAUGUUCCAUGCUGACUGCCUGCUGCAGGCUGUGCGUCCGGGUCUGCCUGCCUACAAGCAGGCCCGGCUUGAGGAGCUGCAGCGCAAGCUGGGGGCUGCACUGCCCCCAGCCAAGGGCUCCGCCCGGGCCAAGGAGGCCGAGGCAGGGGCUGCCGCUGUGGGGCCCAGCCGGGAGCAGCUCAAGGCCGACCUCGAUGAACUGGUGGCAGCCGAGUGUGUGUACUGUGGGGAGCUGAUGAUCCGCUCCAUUGACCGGCCCUUCAUCGACCCCCAGCGCUACGAGGAGGAGCACCUCAGCUGGCUGUAGUGAGUGGGGCAGGCAGUAGGUAGCAGAUUCUUGAGAAGGCCACACCCUGCUCUGUGCUCAUGUACUUGGGCUCUGCCCAUGCCGGAGGCAGCGAGGCGUGAGGGCUGAGAGCCUCCUGCCAGCUUCCCUCUACCCGCCUCAGAGCUGGCAUCCCCAGGCUGCCAGCCUGCCUCCCAGUACAGGGCCUUAGUGUGAAAAAGGCAGAAAUCGGACCCCACCCCAUCCCUCUGCUGUCUGACGGCCCCUGUCGUUGUCCACAUACAUCCUGCCCACCUUCUAGGGUGAGUACCCCCCCAGCCCCCCUCCCUCCCUCGUGUCCUCGGCUUACAGAGGACACCCUCUCUCCUCCCAGCCCCUAGCCAUCCCAGAGGAAAAGGCAGCCCCCAGGUCCCGGGCCCUAGGGGGAAAGGUGCUGCCAAGGGUGCCUGUGCUCUUGUGCACAGUGUGGGGUUCCACGGUAGGGCUGCCCAAGGCCAGGGGCCUCGUGGAGGGCAGCAGGAGGUGGCGAUCAAGUGGAUGGCAUUAAACGGCUCUGCGCUGGUGGCUCUG
This is a messenger RNA of Lepus europaeus (European hare), 3778 nucleotides long. RefSeq names its product VPS18 core subunit of CORVET and HOPS complexes (gene VPS18). Gene Ontology annotation, biological process: organelle fusion; lysosome organization; endosome organization. The record is from RefSeq and is a predicted model, not a curated record. The coding region runs from base 308 to 3229 and encodes 973 amino acids. The transcript has 5 exons. Gene Ontology annotation, cellular component: HOPS complex; endosome. NCBI's taxonomy places the organism in Eukaryota, Metazoa, Chordata, Mammalia, Lagomorpha, Leporidae. Gene Ontology annotation, molecular function: protein-macromolecule adaptor activity.